AUCACGGAUGGCGAAGGUUUGACAGAUUUGAGUUCUACCAUCUGAAUUAUUUUGAAAAAUAACGAAGUUUUAUUAUUUUAUAUGAUAACGAGUUAUGAAAACUCGAUUUAAAUCUAGAACUUCAUAAUCCGUUGAUGUUUUCAUUCCUAAAACGAUGACUUACCUUCUAAAAGAGAAAUCAUUUGAUUGUCGGGUUAGUUCUGUUCUGAAUAAAGAUGUCCGUAGUUAUGGAAAAAAAUUUUUGUACGAUGAUUGCGACGAAACGUGCUGGAACUCCGAUUCAGGUACUCCACAAUGGAUAUUGAUUGAUUUCAAAGAAGAAUGCAAAUUAACGGCUUUAGAAAUCCAAUUCCAAGGAGGUUUCGCCGGAAAAGACUGUCAUUUAGAGGCAGGAUCAAACUUCAAAGACCUCAGUGUUGUGCAGUGUUUUUAUCCAGAAGAUACAAAUAAACUGCAGCGAUUUGAACUAGAGAAAGAGGCUGUAGCAAAAACUUUCAAACUGUCGUUCCAAGAGAGUACAGACUUUUUUGGCAGGAUAAUAGUUUACCGGCUUGCCUUGAUCUCGUGACACAUAAUAAUAAUUUUCUAUAAUUCGUA
Messenger RNA from Venturia canescens, 597 nucleotides. Its product is annotated as nuclear receptor 2C2-associated protein. The coding region runs from base 155 to 568 and encodes 137 amino acids. NCBI's taxonomy places the organism in Eukaryota, Metazoa, Arthropoda, Insecta, Hymenoptera, Ichneumonidae. The record is from RefSeq and is a predicted model, not a curated record. The transcript is spliced from 3 exons.